AUGCCAGCUCCUCUUCCCAUUGCUGCUCCUGGCUUCGGUCCAGGCAUCGGCCCAGGUAACCUGCCUCCUAUUACAUACGACCAGUGCAUUCCCCAAUGUCAACCAGCUUGUCAACCAUCUUGUAUCCAGCAACAUACAGCCGCUCAGUGCGCUCCUGGAUGCCAACCGGCUUGUAACCCCUCUUGCUCCCAGCAGGAAACGGCUGUGCAGUGUGCUCCUUCAUGUCAGCCAGCUUGUCAACCAUCCUGUGUCCAGCAGCAGCAAAUGCCAGCACCCAUCCGGAUCAACGUCCCAGUAUCUCGACAAGACCCUACCUGCUUGCCCCAAUGCCAAACGCAAUGCCAGUCCGCAUGUGCCACUCAGUACUCAACUGCGCCAUGUUUGGACCAGUGUCAAACUCAGUGCUCUGAAUUUUGUGUACCUGUGAAUGUUCCAGCUCAACCCCAGCCUCUCGCCUCAGCUUCAGCCCAGUGUGCCCCAGCCUGUAUGCCAGCUUGUGAAAACACUUGCGUUGAAGCAUUGCCUGCAUGUGUGCAACAAUGCCAAGCACAGUGCUCGCCGACACAGACUUCUGCGCAAUGUCAGGCGUGUCAAAAUGCCUGUGCAGGUCAAGAACCCCCAGUGAUCCGAGUUGUUCUUCAGCCAAGCAUCGCCCAAUCCGCUCAGUGCCAAAAUCAGUGUGAAUCCACGUGUUCUACACAAUGUGCACAACAAAGCCAACCAGUAACCACUUGCCAACCUGCUUGCCAACAGAGUUGUGCGCAAACCUGUGCACCAUCCGCACCUGCUCAGCCUACCGUUGUGGCUUGUGAGCCCGUCACUGGACAGCAGCCACAACAAACUUGCCAAUGUAAGCCCGGAUACUCCCCCUGUAACAGAGGCACACAAUGCUGUCGACGACGACGUCGCUGA
Molecule: messenger RNA, 912 nt
Organism: Haemonchus placei
Lineage: Eukaryota; Metazoa; Nematoda; Chromadorea; Rhabditida; Trichostrongylidae
Source: the annotation of a GenBank genome assembly